Molecule: messenger RNA, 2343 nt
Organism: Penaeus chinensis
Lineage: Eukaryota; Metazoa; Arthropoda; Malacostraca; Decapoda; Penaeidae
Exons: 2
Coding region: 301-2343 (680 amino acids)
Biological process (GO): DNA integration
Molecular function (GO): nucleic acid binding
Source: RefSeq, a predicted model, not a curated record
AGACCAGCUAAAGUCUUGCGUUUCCCCAGAUAUUCGCAUGUUUCUGAAAGAGCAUAACGUCUCUACUCUUGAUGAAGCAGCGCGGUUUGCAGACACUUGGGCUUCCGCUCAUGGAUCUUACCCGAAAUCGAACACCUGUCUUCAUAGAGAUUCCGUGAAAGGGUUGGUAAAUCCUCUCUGGUUGUACCUGCGGACUGCCGGAAGAUAAUUCUCAGUCUGGCGCAUGAAAGUCCACUUGCAGGCCAUUUCUCGCACCGCAAAACAGAAAUUAAGGUAAGGGAACAAUUUUAUUGGCCUGGAAUGGGUGCUGAUAUCAAAGACUACUGCAGAUCUUGUGAGAAAUGCCAGAGAAUGUCCAGUAAAGGUAAAAUAAAGCCAGCCCCAUUGCAGCCAAUACCUAUUGUGACUGAACCUUUUUCUCGCGUCGCGAUUGACAUUGUUGGACCAUUAACUCCUGCAUCUUCCCAAGGUCAUAAAUACAUCUUAACGUUAAUAGAUUUUGCCACCGGGUUCCCUGAUGCUCUCCCGUUAAAAGACAUUGAUUCGGUGUCUGUAGCUGAGGCUUUACUAGUGAUUUUCUCUCGGGUAGGCAUUCCUAGGGAGAUACUCUCAGACAGAGGCACACAGUUUACUUCCAAAUUAAUGGGUGAACUCCACAAGUUACUCGGUAUAAAGCCACUUUUCACAACUCCAUACCACCCAAGUUGUAACGGUAGGAUAGAAAGAUUCCACAGUACACUGAAGGCUUCCUUGAGGAAGUUGUGUAUAGAAAAACCAAAGGAGUGGCAUCGGUAUCUCAUACCUACUCUUUUCGCUUUGAGGGAAAUUCCGAGCGACCGUACAGCGUUUUCCCCUUUUGAGCUGCUUUAUGGUCGUACCGUGAGAGGGCCACUGUCAGUCCUGAGAGAUUUAUGGGAAAAUCCUAAUGUAAAUGAGGACCAGCGUUCUACGUAUCAGUAUGUUAUCGAAUUAAAAGAUAAAUUGGCUGACUGCGCCAAAAUUGCUGCUCAGAAUGCCGACAUCAGCUCAUCCAGAUAUCGCUCAUACUUCGAUCUAAAGUCACAGAAGAGACAUUUUAAGAAAGGUGAUGAGGUCUUAGUUUUACUUCCUGAUCGUACAAACAAAUUAUUGAUGGCCUGGAGGGGUCCAUUCCCUGUUCUUGAACAAAAGAACAAAGUAAAUUACUUAAUUGAUGAGAAGGGCACUCUCAAGCUUUAUCAUGUUAACCUACUUAAGAAAUAUUACCGUAGAAGCAAUGUAAGUAGAACACAUGCGUUAGAUGAAGUAACUGAUGUUGUAAAUAAUGCUCUUGAACCUUUCCAGACAGUCCAUAUGUGCUUAGUGGAAGAUGAUUCUGGGGGAAUGGAUGAACUACCUCUGACUACAGAUGGUAAAGUAGAUUCCGAUAAAAGUUCGGACUUAAAUUAUCAAAAUUUAUCUCCAGAUCUGAGUUCUCAGCAGAAAGCAGAUAUUCAAACUUUAAUUGAUUCUUGGACAGAUAUAUUUUCUGAUAUACCAGGGUGCACUUCAUUAAUUAAGCAUAAUAUUGAAUUAACUUCUACUGAGAUUAUAAGAGCUAAAAGAUACCCGAUACCCGUCCAUCUCCAGUCUCACUUCAGAGAAGAAGUAGAUCAAUUAUAUGAACAAGGCAUUAUAAGACUGUCCUCUUCACCCUAUUGUUCUCCAGUAGUAAUGGUUAAGAAAGCCGAUGGGACAUACCGCAUGGCUAUUGAUUUUCGGGCAAUUAAUUCGAUCACUGUAUUUCACGCUGAACCAUCCUGCACUGUGGAGGAAGAAUUGUUUAAGUUUGCAGGAGCACAAUUCUUUUCAGAAAUAGACUUGACGAAAGCAUAUUAUCAGAUUCCACUUUCAGAGAGUGCUAUGCCUUUAACAUCUUUUCCUACCCACAGAGGCCUGAUGGAAUUCACGAGACUCCCCUUUGGCUUAGUGACAGCAGGUGCUACGUAUAUUCGACUCAUGAGAUUGGUAUUAACUGGACUGAGUAACAUUGCCUUUUAUUUUGACAAUAUUUUCAUAUAUAGUAGUACAUGGAAAGACCAUAUGAAAGCAUUAGUAAAUGUCUUGGAACGUUUAAGAAAGUACAACUUGACAGCCAGAUUGUCAAAAUGUAGAUUUGGUUUUCCUUCAGUUGAAUAUUUGGGAUUUAUUGUUGAUGGACUGAGUUUAAAACCUCAGUACAAUAAAAUUGAGGCACUACUUAAGGUACCCUUACCUAAGACUAAGAAGGCUUUGAGGAAAUUUCUCGGGAUGAUUUCGUUUUAUAGAAUGUUCAUACCUAAUGUUUCAAACCUCACAAGUCCCCUAUCAGAUAUGCUCAGAUAG